AUGUCGGAAAAGAGCUAUGAUCGGAAUAGCACAGGGUCGGUGAGGGUGUCGGAGCGGGCGAGAUGGCCACCGUUGACUCGGAUGCUGAUGUCGGGGGAGAUGAGUGGUGAACGGCCGAAGGAGUUAAACAUGCGCGAGAAGUUCGACAGGUGGAUGGUGAACGAGGGUUACCGACGAUUCUUCGUCUUCGUCUUCGCGGCCAUCCAUCUGAUGGUCUUCUCGUUCGGUUUCAUGAAUUACCAGAUCAAGGACAACUUGACGAUAGCGAGAAGUACCUUCGGCCUCACGUACCCUAUAGCACGUUCCGCGGCGUUGGUGCUACAUUUCGAUGUGGCCAUGAUUCUGUUCCCGGUCUGCAGGACGCUCAUUUCCUUGGCUCGACAAACGCCGCUCAAUGGCAUUAUACAGUUCGACAAGAACAUUACUUUCCAUAUGACCACUGCGUGGUCCAUCGUUUUCUUUUCUUGGGUGCAUACGAUUGCGCAUUGGAACAACUUUGCUCAGAUUUCGGCGAAGAACAGGUUGGGAAUUGGUGGAUUUUUAUUGGCCAACUUCGUUACGGGUCCUGGAUGGACGGGUUAUAUUAUGUUGGUGGCACUCAUGUGCAUGGUGGUGACUUCUGUGGAGAAGAUGCGUCGUGCUAACUUCGAGCGCUUCUGGUACACGCAUCACAUGUUCGUCAUAUUCUUCUUUUUCUGGUCGAUCCACGGAGCCUUCUGUAUGAUUCAGCCCGACUUUGCUCCAUACUGCGUGAGCGUUGGAUCGACAGCCAUUGGAGUCUUCUGGCAGUAUUGGAUGUACGGUGGGUAUAUCUAUCUGUUGGAGAGAAUUGCCCGAGAGAUCCGAGGAAAGCACAAGACCUAUAUCUCGAAAGUUGUUCAACAUCCCAGUAUGGUCUGCGAGAUCCAGAUCAAGAAGGAGAACACAAAGACAAGAGCCGGACAGUACAUCUUUUUCUGCUGUCCUGAGGUCUCCGUCUGGCAAUAUCACCCUUUCACCCUCACCUCUGCACCCGAGGAGGAUUAUAUCUCCAUCCACAUCAGAAUGCAGGGUGAUUUCACGAGAGCAGUUGGACGAGUCCUUGGAUGCGAGCUGGAUAGACCGAAAGGAGACAAGAAGGAUGCUUCACAAGUUGUCAGCGUCAACAAGAAUGGCCCUGCAGCAGAUGGUGUCGACCCAGCAAUCCGUCGUGUCCUUCCUCGCGUAUAUAUCGAUGGUCCAUUCGGUUCAGCAUCUGAAGAUGUGUUUAAGUAUGAGAUCGCCGUUCUAGUGGGAGCAGGUAUCGGUGUCACGCCCUUCGCAUCAAUCUUGAAAUCCAUCUGGUACCGAAUGAACUACCCACAAAAGAAGACGCGCCUCAGCAAAGUCUACUUCUUCUGGAUCUGCAGAGAUUUCGGCUCCUUCGAAUGGUUCCGCUCCCUCCUCCUUGCCAUCGAAGCCCAAGACAUGGACAACCACAUCGAGAUCCACACCUACCUAACCGCCAAGAUCAAGGUCGACGACGCCACAAACAUUAUGAUCAACGAUGCCAACGCAGACCGCGACGCCAUCACGGGACUGCGGGCGCCGACCAACUUCGGCAGACCGAACUGGGACAUGGUGUUCAAGAGCAUCCGCAAGAUCCACAGUCCGGCGGAGGCCGGUGUUUUCUUUUGUGGGCCGAAAGUGUUGGGAAGUCAAUUGCAUAUUAAGUGUAACAUGUACACGGAGCCCGGCUUCCAAUUCUCCUGGGGCAAAGAAAAUUUCUAG
Hyaloscypha bicolor E is the source of this 1749-nucleotide messenger RNA. RefSeq lists its product as uncharacterized. Gene Ontology annotation, molecular function: superoxide-generating NAD(P)H oxidase activity. Lineage: Eukaryota; Fungi; Ascomycota; Leotiomycetes; Helotiales; Hyaloscyphaceae. Gene Ontology annotation, biological process: superoxide anion generation; defense response. The coding region runs from base 1 to 1749 and encodes 582 amino acids. The record is from RefSeq and is a predicted model, not a curated record. Gene Ontology annotation, cellular component: NADPH oxidase complex; plasma membrane. The transcript is spliced from 3 exons.